AGGGAGCGAGAGAGAGGGCUGUUGCAUUUGCAAGCAGAGUCUCUGCAAUUUCUGCUCCUGCAGCCGCUUGUCCCUCAUCUCCUUCACUCCUGUGCUCUGUUGCGGUGUAGCUUCUGAAUCGACUUUUCCUCUUCGCCGUUGUUCCAUUGAUGCACUGAACUUAUUGCUUGAGGUUCUUGUUUUGCAGUUUACGGUUUGGUGCCUUAUCCACUGUGAAAGACUGUGGGUUUUUGUUGGGGUUUAAGCUUGGUUUGGGGGAGCGAGCGAGAAUGGCCGCAUUCUGAAGUCGACGUUUGGGAGGGAAUAUGGCGGCUGCAGCUGGAGGGAUUGUGAUAGGGGACCUCCGGCUCCGUGAAAGCCUUCACGCUCUGUCCUGCAUUUCGCGGUCUUCUCCUUCUGAGUUUCUCCCCUCUUGCAGUCAUCUCUGUCUUGGUCGAAGCCGUGGAAGCUGCUCAUGGAGAGAGCGGAGUGGAACAAGAGCUUUUGUUACCGUGCAAUUGAGAGAAACUGGGAAUUUUUCAGAGGGUUUGCUAGAGGGAAUUACUCAGGGCUUGUACUCGGACAAGGAUAAUUUGGGGAAUGGACAUACUGAACGUUCUGCACAUUCUUCUGAUGGCGAUGGAAAGGGUGUUCCUUCUUUGGACAUCCCCUUCCCCUCUUGUGAUAGGUCCAUGUCAAGUUACAUUCAAGCAAUCGGUACAUUACAAGAGAAGCGUUUAAUUUCGAAUGUGGCCGAUACUUUAACCAUAAGGAGCCAGGUAGAUAAUUCUUUGAAUGUAGAAGAACGCCCCGCCAUUAAGGUCGGGGGAAGAUUAUCUAAGAGGAAUAUAUACACUACUAGACAACAACAUAGAAUAGUUGAUUCCGGGAAGUUGAACGGUUAUGGGAGGGAUCAGAAGACGAUAAAAAAGGAUAGAUAUGUAUCUGAUUCAGCCAGGGACCCGAAGCAGAAGACUCUCAAUUUGAUUAAGGCGCUAGAUGGAUUUCCUAAUAAUAGUACUGACCAUUUACUCGAGAAUUCCGAGUUGCAGUUCUCAUCACGGGAAUGUGCUUUUAUUCUCAAUUCUCUGCAGAGCCAGGAUAGAGCGUUAGAAGCGUUUCAAUGGAUGCGGGAAACCGGGAAGACAAGAGGUAAUGUGUAUGCAUACAAUAUAAUGUUCAAGAUUCUAGGAGCCAGGCAUGAGUGGUCGAAGAUUGACGAUUUUCUAGGGGGGAAAAUGCAAGAAGAUGAAUGCGAACCUGAUCAGUACACAUUCAAUACCUUGAUUAUGAGUGCAAGUAAGGCCAACUAUGUAGACUAUGCAACGAUAACUUUCCAGUUAAUGUUACAGACGGGUGUUCUCCCAAGCAUUUUGACCUACAGUAUGAUGCUACUGUUAUACCAAAGGCAUCGUAAAGUCGCCGAAGCAGAGAGUGUUUUCUCUCACAUGCUGAAUAGUGGUGUUCAAGCAGUUGUGGCAUACUCUGUCAUGAUCGCAUUGUACAAUCGGGAAGGGUUGUUUGAAAAGUCGGAGCAAAUUGUGACAGAGAUGAGAAGAAAUAAUGUGACACCUGACCGAGACAACUGGUUGAAGCAAUUGAAUACUUAUGGACAACAGGGGAAAAUCGAAGAAGCAGAGCGCAUAAUGGACACAGUGGAGGAAUCAGGGAUGAGUCUGGGCCUCGUUGGUUACAACUCCAUGAUCACUGCCUAUGGAAAGGCGUGCCUUUACGAUAAAGCUGCUCGGCUUGUUGAAAAGAUGAGAGAGGAGGACCUUGUGCCAGAUUCGAUCACGUACAGCUGUAUGAUAGGAGCGUGUGGGCGCGUGGGAAAGCUCAAGGAAGCAUUGUCUUGGUUUGCUGAGAUGAAGAGGCUGGAAAUCAAACCAGCAUCAUCGAAUUUUAAUACUUUGAUAAGUCUCUACGGGAAAGCAAAAGAUGUAGAGGGAAUCGUUCGUGUUAUAACAGAAAUGAAGAAAUAUGGGUGCAAACCCGACUGGCAGACACUAGAUGCGGCUGUGAGAGCGUACGAUAGGGCGGGUCUUAUUAAAGAUGUCACGGAAAUCCUCAACUUGCUGCGAGAUGCGGGCUGGGUCGAGGAGACGGGAAGCUAUGGCACGCUGCUACACGUUUACUUGAAAUGCAAUCUCCCCAAAGAGGCCUUGCGAAUAUUUUUAGCUAUGCGCAAAGCUGGUAUGGCUCCGAAGGAGUACAUGUGCCGUAGCUUGAUUUGCACAUUUAGGGAUGCUGAAAUGUUCGACGGUGCAAAAUCAGUGUUCAAGGAAAUGCAGGUUGCAGGUGUCACUCCUAGCUUGGAGAGCUCAUGCACUAUGAUCUAUGUUUAUGGUAUGAACGGCGAUGUUAAAGAGGCCGAAGGUCUUUUUCACUCACUUCGAAGUUCAGUCAAAAGAUUAGAUAUCUUUGCUUAUAAUGUCAUGAUCAAUGUAUAUAUGCGUUGUGACAUGCCUGAAGGGGCUAUCAAGGUGUACAAAUUGAUGGAAGAAGACCAUCUGCUUCCUGACGCGUAUACAUAUCAUUCUAUGCUGAGGAUGUGUCAGAAGUGUAACCUCCCGGCGCAAGCCGAGGAGAUUUAUUGGAGGUUGAGAAACUCUGACGUUGAGCUAGAUGAAGUAAUGUGCAACUGCGUGUUGAAUACCUGCGCAAAAUUUUUGCCGCUCGAGGAGAUGCAUAAAUUGUUUCAGGAGAUGAUCGAUGUUGGGUAUGUUCCAUAUAAUAUUACCUUCAACGUAAUGAUAGAUUUGUACGGCAAAGCUGGUAUGCCGGAAAGGGCACACAAAGCUCUGAAAUUAGCUCAGCAAUUUGGAUCAGCAGACAAGAUAAGUUUCAGCACUUUGGUUCAUGCUUACGCUAAAAAGCAAGACUUUCCGAAUAUGGAGGCAGCACUUUGGGAAAUGCAGAAUGCAGGAUAUGGAAGCUCCUUGGAGGCGUACAAUUCCAUACUUGACGCGUAUGGAAAAGCAGGUCAGAUGGAGAAAGUUUCGGACGUACUUGCUCGAAUGGAGAAUUCAGGCAUGCGGAUGGACCUUGCAUCGUAUAAUAUACUUAUCAAUACGUAUGGAAAGAACUACAUGAUUGCUGAAAUGGAGACUCUGUUUCGCACGAUGCAGGAAGAGGGCGUUGUGCCUGACAGGUGGACGUACAAUACUAUUAUUAGAACAUAUGGUUUUGCGGAUUAUCCUGAUAGAGCUGUGUACUGGUUUAAGGCGAUGCAAGACGCAGGGAUUUCACCAGACAGAGUAACGUAUAUGAUUCUUGUCAGUACUUUCGAAAGAGCAGGAAAUAUUGAUGAAGCAGCGAGGUGGUGCUUACGGAUGAGUCAAGCAGGAUACACAAGAUGAUAAUCAUAGAGACAGUAGUAUCUAACUGCUUAUGUAAAUGCCACUUCUUUCAUCAUACUAACGUAGAGUCAGCAGAAUAUUUUCCACGGCCUUCUUCGUUUGUUUCUCCAGGAUCGGCACAGAUAGAAUCUAAGGACAAUCUUGUAUUGGAACUUGAGAAUUACAUUAUAGUGCAUUGCUGACUUGGUACUCUUUUUAUCUGAUAGUAGCAGUGAUGUAGCUUUCAUUUUUGGGUAGUUAAAACUUUUCCGCGUUAUCCAUGA
Molecule: messenger RNA, 3601 nt
Organism: Physcomitrium patens
Lineage: Eukaryota; Viridiplantae; Streptophyta; Bryopsida; Funariales; Funariaceae
Molecular function (GO): protein binding
Source: RefSeq, a predicted model, not a curated record